Cokeromyces recurvatus is the source of this 1821-nucleotide messenger RNA. RefSeq names its product galactose mutarotase-like domain-containing protein. Lineage: Eukaryota; Fungi; Mucoromycota; Mucoromycetes; Mucorales; Mucoraceae. Bases 1 to 1821 code for a protein of 606 amino acids. Gene Ontology annotation, cellular component: extracellular region. Gene Ontology annotation, molecular function: lyase activity; carbohydrate binding. The transcript is spliced from 2 exons. The record is from RefSeq and is a predicted model, not a curated record. Gene Ontology annotation, biological process: carbohydrate metabolic process.
AUGAUCUCUGUCCCCACCUAUAUAAGCGAUAUUUGUUUAUUACUUCAAGAACAUGGAUUAACGAGUAAACAACUCAUGGGUUGUAAGGACAUUCAAACCCGCUCCUUUGACAGGAUUGUGGGUCGUAUUCGUCCUGUCAGUAACUGGACGGGUGCGAAUCUUUUGGAUGUUGCCUCUGUUGGCUUUAGUAUGGGCCUCUUGACUCAAAAUGCGACAGCCGUCAAGAUUGCCCUAGAGUACUUUUAUGGAGGUGUCGAGAUCAGUCCAAGAGUAGCUGGAGAUGGCAUUCAAGCAGAUGGCUCCUUUAUGCAACAUGAUGGGUUGCUUUACAAUGGUAAUUAUGGUCAGGAUUACAUGAAUGAUCUCUUGUCUGUCUUUACAGAGACGAAAGGGACUUCGGUAGCACCGACUUUAUUAACUCAAACGGCCUUUGCUACCUUGAUGAGCGGUACAGAAUGGAUGAUUGUAUCUGAUAUUAAAUUGAAUUUGCUUCUUUGGCAAUACAGUGUGAUUGGUCGCAUGGUUUCCUUUAAAUAUUCUGAUAAACAAGCCAGUGGUGGGGUAGCCAUCAAUUUUGAUAGUGUAGCUGAAAGUGCUGAAGGUUGGUCAAAGCAAGGUGUAAUUGAUUCCAUUGUAAACCGUUUAGAGUCCCCUUCUACAGGUGAUGCUAAUCAAGGUGAUCUAGUGGGUACUCGAUACUUUUAUAAUGCAGACUAUAUGAUUCAUCGUGCUCCUAAUUAUGUUACUACUAUGAAAAUGUAUUCCAGUCGUACCGUAAAUUCAGAAUGUCUUAAUAAUCAAAACCCUUAUGGUUUUCAUCUUAGUGAUGGUGCGAUUUACAACUAUUUAACAGGUGAUGAAUAUGUUGAUACAUUUGGCGCCUGGAAUUGGGAAUUAGUACCUGGAAUCACGGUAGAUACCUUUGGUACUCCCUUAAGUUGCAGUACAGUGAAAACAAAGGGGAAAAGGGCAUUCGUCGGGGGUGCAACAGAUGGGAAUACGGGAAUUGCUGUAAUGGACUAUCUUAAUCCUCGUAAUGGGAAUUUGGCCUUCAAGAAGACAGCCUUCUUCUUUCCUACAGGCUAUGCCAUUCAGAUAGGAUCCGUUAUAUCAAAGAACACAACCGCACAGCUCGUCACAGUCCUUGAUCAACGUCGUCGUAAUGGUGACAUAUACGUUGCGGGAAAACUUAGGAAUACAAAUACAACCUAUGCUACUACAGCGGGCUCUAAUAGCAUCUGGCACGAUAACAUUGGUUAUUAUUUCCCUACGACCCCUGAGGUCCUUUACGUCGACUCUAGACCUCGUGCCUCUAACUGGGCUUCGAUCGGUAUCUCGACAGGGAAUGAUCAACAACAACUUUGGACAGCCUACAUCAAACACUCAGCUAAGACUGAGACAAAUCAAGGUCUCUUGACGCAGUACGUGGUCCAGCCUGGUAUCAAUGCCACUGAUUUUAAUGCUCAAGUAGCUAAAGGUAUAACACCUAUCGCCCUUGAUUUUAAAGCAAGUUCGCCACAGGUCAAUGCCGCCUAUAGUGCGGCAGACAAAUCUAUUGCUGUCGCCUUCUGGACGGCAGGCGUUUAUACUCCCCCUUGGGGUUCAACUACAACAAUCAAGACGAAUCAACCUUGCGUUCUCUUGUUUAGAGAAAUAGAGGCCAAUACCCUUUAUCGUCUAACCGUGGCUGACCCCUCACAAAAGUUGGAAAAAGUCACUCUGACGUUUACUGUGGCUGGUAAAGUGAAAUCAACCACGGCUGUAUUCCCUAACAGUAUCAAUGCUGGUAAAGACGUUGUCAAGACCAUCACAUUUACAUAA